AUGAAGGCCUACCGGCUCCUUGCCCUUUUCGCUUUCGACGUCGUUGCAGGUCCGCCGCCCAGGCCAACGCCCGCUGUUCUCGACGGGCAUUCAAGUCGUAGGACCGACGCAGCUGAUGCACUUUCGGGCGACAGCAAGCCGGCGACUAUUUCUGACCACGUAGCUUCGAUUCGCAAGCGAGAAGUCUGCCAAGUCUUCUACUUGACCGAUGAUGAAACCUUGACAGAAAGCGGGCUCAUCGUUGCAAAAGAAGAGGGAGGGCCUGCCUUUCCUGAUGAGUGGAAGACGGCAACUCUAGAGGAAGUUCAAGCAGCAGAGCUGGCCGAGUCCUUUUCGGAAAAGGAGUUUGCGGAGCUCGUUGCUGCUCGUGAGCUGACCUCUCUCGCAAAAUCGAAAUGGUCCCUGGAUUUGGCCGACGUGCGCACGAAGCUGCUGGGUUAUCAGCCGCUCUCGCCAAAAUCCCUCAGAGUAAAGCCUCUCAAGUUGGGCUCAGCUGCUCCCGCGGCCGUCGGCAGCGCCCUCUGGAUGGCUGACGUCGUCGAGAGCUUUAUCAAGGAGGCCACCGUGCUCGACCGAGUCGCAGCCGUCACGUCCAUCGUCCCCAUUGUUGGCUGCGCAGUAAACGCAAGGGCUAGGCUGGAAAAGGACGACUUUGACGGAGCCGACGUUAUAGACACGGCCCUGUGUCUCAUUGGCGACGGGCUUCUUCUGAGUCCCCUUGCUCCUCUCGGCAUUCUCACGCACGUCGUUCGGGCCAUCAUGUCCAUGUUCGAAGCGCCAGAAGUCCCGACACAGGAGAGUGUGCAGCGGGCUCGCGAUGCCGCCUGGGUCAGGUUCCUGGACGACAACGUGUACACGUACAUCUACUCGGAUGCGUACCUGUAUCCGGAUCAGGGCUUUCGGUACAAGCUUCAAAGCUCGCUCGCUAUCGAGGCCAUGGCCAUCCAGUCCAGGGGCGCGCAGAGAAUCGGCGCGGCCAACGCAAGCAGCCACUUUGCCUUGUUGGACGCGAGCCGGUCGGCCGAGGAAAAGGCCGAGAUCAAGAACGGGACGCUGGAGGCGAUUCACAGGAUUCGACGGCGUGUCUCGACCGAGAUUAUGCGCAGGCAGCGCCGGGCUCUGCUACAACUGCCAACGAGGCUGAGGGAGGACAUGAACCUCUCUCUGGAGUCGCUGGUUGAGGGUUACAACAAGAACUUCACCGACAAGAUCACGUCCCGCGAGAUGGUUCGCCAUUACACGCAAGUGAAUUUUGCAGAACCCGGCUCCCCCGAAUCGCCGACGAACAACGCCGGCGACGUGUCUAGGCAGCUAAACGAGAUCGCCACACAUCUGAAAAAUACUCCACCGCCCAUGCCUAGUCUCUUGGAAGUCGCCUAUAUUGCCGGACAGUCAAAGGGCCUGGAAGGAGUCGAUCCGCGGGCCCUGUCACCGCAGCACUUCAUAAGGGAUCAUCUGAUGGGACUGUCGAAGCAGAAGCGUGAUCGGCUCGCGCUCCACCACGCGUUGGAGGUUGCGCGGUUUCUUCAGGGAAAUGUUACCGAGGAUGAGCUCUCCACCCUGUGGCCGUCAAACGAUGUGAAAAUGGUCCGAGAGCUCCAGCUGCUCAUCGCCAUCAAGUACGGGAGGGUGUACGAUGGGUGGAAGGUGAAGUACGCCAGGGAGAGAUUUCAGGGCCCAGAAGCUUUCUUCUUUGACAAGCAGGAUCCUACAGCGAUGCGAUACCUUACCCACCCAGACGUUCUCCCUGUCCAGAGCGAGCCUGACAGCCCGGAAUACCUUGCGCUCGUCAUUGAAGUGGACAUGAGACUUAUCGACUCGGUGCUGGAGGAUCUUGCUCUGGAGGGUAUUGAUAUAAGCAACGCGAGGCUUAGGGUCCACCGACUGCGAAAGAAGUUGCAAGGCCAGAAGUUUGGGGAGGCCAUCAUAAGGGACGCCGUGGCUAGGGGGAGAGGACAGUCUCAACAUUCCUCCGGCGCUGCUGUGCUUCCUGCCAAUGGAACAGUCCGUGCCGCCGUUUGA
Metarhizium album ARSEF 1941 is the source of this 2022-nucleotide messenger RNA. Its product is annotated as Clostridium neurotoxin, translocation. The coding region runs from base 1 to 2022 and encodes 673 amino acids. The record is from RefSeq and is a predicted model, not a curated record. Lineage: Eukaryota; Fungi; Ascomycota; Sordariomycetes; Hypocreales; Clavicipitaceae. The transcript has a single exon.